Messenger RNA from Annulohypoxylon truncatum, 1233 nucleotides. RefSeq lists its product as uncharacterized. Gene Ontology annotation, cellular component: mitochondrion. The transcript has 3 exons. The coding region runs from base 196 to 1104 and encodes 302 amino acids. NCBI's taxonomy places the organism in Eukaryota, Fungi, Ascomycota, Sordariomycetes, Xylariales, Hypoxylaceae. The record is from RefSeq and is a predicted model, not a curated record. Gene Ontology annotation, molecular function: oxidoreductase activity.
CGCCAUUACUAUAUUGGGGACCUUAGUAGAGCCUUAGAAGUUGUAUACAUUAUUACUACGCAACAGUGAACCUUCGCUUUCCUCAGCACUAGGUAUGGAUUAACGUCUGCUUUCUAAACCAUAAAUAAUAAUCAUCCUCAGUUUAGCUGACAAUUUCUCACUUCACAACACUACCCGCCUGAGUUUAGGCUUGAUAUGGCUGCAGCAAAGACGGACCACCUGGAAAGGACGGCGGCAGAGCCACGAGACAAGUCGUUGCACACCGUUACCCUAGCCGAGGUCAACGAGGUCAACGACCAGGUCAGGCUGUUCCGCCUUGAACUUUCUACUCCCCUUCGAUUUUUGCCAGGCCAAUGGCUUGACGUCUACGUACCGGGCGUCUCGAAGGCUGGCGGGUACACCAUCACCUCUUCCCCUUCGAGCGCGCACCCGCCUAUAUCAGAUGACCCUUCAUCACCCCCUUGCCGGCCUUUCCUGGAGCUCGCCGUCCAGAAGUCGCCCGACCCGCCCGCGGCGUGGCUGUGGCAGGACCCGGCCUCCAUCACCUACGCCGAGCUCCGGGUCCGCGUCGGCGGCAGCUUCGUGUGGCCGCCGCCGGGUGUCGACACGCGGACCCUGCGGAAGGCGGUCUUCGUCGCCGGAGGCGUCGGCGUCAACCCGCUCAUGAGCAUGCUGAGCAGCCUCGCGGAAGAGGAGUGCCCCUUCGAGGUGCAGUUCCUGUACUCCCUGAGGGACGAAGGAGGUCGGCGCGCGCAGGCGCGACGCAUGUUGUUUGUCGAGAGGCUGGCCUCGAUCUUCGCGUCUGGGAGAGUGAGAGGCCGGCUACGACUAUUCCUGACGGGCGGGGUGGGGGAGGGGGGUGAGGAGGGAGUGGUGUCCUGCGGAAUAGGAGAGGGUAAAAAGUGCGGCGUGCGGUUUAGUCGCCGUAGAAUGACGAUGGAAGACGUGGCCGCCGCCGUCGGUGACGCUUCGGAGAGGAGGUUCGCUGUGGUUUAUGUAUGCGGCGUCCCUACCAUGACGGAUGAGUUUGUCCAGAAGCUGGCUGACUCACAGCACGGCUUUGGGAUGGAACCUCACCGGGUGCUAUGUGAGAGGUGGUGGUAGUCAAGGCUCCUAGGAAACAUCAACUUUACAUGUAUAAAAUGAGCCUAGAGUUGUGUAGUACUUUAGAUGGCAAACCCCAUUGAUAUGGUGGUCUCUAAUCCUGAUUCGUGCACUUUUGUUUUUCUUCUA